Messenger RNA from Cladocopium goreaui, 1074 nucleotides. Lineage: Eukaryota; Dinophyceae; Suessiales; Symbiodiniaceae. The record is from the annotation of a GenBank genome assembly.
AUGUGUGCUGUGAAGCAGCUGAAAGCAUGGGCCAUGCAGCUGUUCUUCGCGUGGGCACGGCUAUGUGAAGGUUGUUACGGCCGCCACAUGGCCGUCGCUGCCGAGCGCACCGCGGCGCAGCUCGCUGGGCCGUCAGCAGUGGUCCUGGUGGGGUCGUCCAAAAUUACGCUGUGGAAGACCAUGAAGGAGGAUUUGGCGCCCUUCGAGCCCUUGAACUGUGGAUUCGGUGGCGCGCGCUCCAAAGAUUUGUUGGAAUUUAUGCCCAAGUUGGUGCUGAAGCAUUCCCCACGUUUGGUGGUCUACUACUGCGGCAUCAACGAUCUCCACUUCGGCGCGGAGGUGGAGGUGCCCGUGGCGAAUCUGCGACGCUUCGCUGAGAAUCUCCGGGAGGCAAUGCCAACGGCGAAGCUGCUGGUGCUGGCGAUGAACCAGGCCCCCUUACACUUCGCACUGGGCUUGGAAGAGAAAAUUCGACGCUGUAAUCAGCUGAUGCACAACUUGUCCGUAGAGCUGGGCUUUGAAUUUCUGGACCUCUUUGUACAGGAGCCCCGCUUCGCUUGGGACACCGACCUCUACGCCUGGGACAUGUUGCAUUUGAACCGUGAGGGCUAUGCCAUCCUGGGCAAUUUGCUGCGGCCACAUCUGGCAGAAAGAAUGCUGCGGUAUCUCUUGGUCUAUCCUGGAAAUAGCAUUGGCUUUGCGGCUUCGGCGUUAUCGGUGCACUUCGAGGAUUCGCGUGUGACGUGUCGCAACGACGCCUUCGAGCCCUGUCCUAAGAGUCAGGUGCUGAAAGACGAGGAGUUGUUGCCAUACGCUUGUCAAGGGGAACGCUGCUCUGCGCAGGAGUGUUGUACCGACGCUGGCACCUGCUCCGAAUUCCUCAACGGAACGGGUCUGAACGCUUCCGUUUCCACGGGAUGUGCCGAUGGCUUUGUGGCGAUGCAGAGCCCUCCAGAGUUCUGUGCUGGUCCGCAGUGCCAAAACUACGAUUGCUGCUUACGCACUGCAGAAGCCAUGGCCACGGUGCAGAGCACGGCCACCACGUGGGAUUCCAUCCAGGCCAUCCAAAGCUAG